GUCCUUCUAGAACCAUUCAGGAUCAGUGUCGCCCUCUCCAGUCUGAUUUCAUUCCAGUCAGCCCUUCCCUGUUCGCCCUAAACCACAUCAGCGAAAGCCUUAGAACUGGUCUUCCUAUUGUAGUCUUUUAUUGCUAUUCCUAUGGUAGCUCAGAUGGUAAAGAAUCCACCUGCAGUGUGGGAGAACUUGGUUCAAUCCCUGGGUUGGAAAGAUCCCCUGGAGAAGGAAAUGGCUACCCACUCCAGUGUUCUUCCCUGAAGAAUUCCAUGGACAGAGGAGCCUGGUGACCUGUGUAGUCCGUGGGUUUGUAAAGAAUCGACACAACUGAACAACUAACAACAAUGACAAAAGAUUGCAGCCUUGAUCUCACUGAAAUCCAUUCUCCAUUCCAGUGUGUUCUAGAACACCUUGGGAACUCCUCUGAAUAGAGCCCCAGUCUCCCAUUUAAUGCAGCCAUAUACUGAGAAGCACGGAUGGAUUGUAACUAUUAUUCUUGAGCAAAGAGCUCCAAGACUUCUAUUUCCUGUAUUUGCAAUAAGAAAAGGGAAUUAUAUUCAAAGUCACUUUUCCAUGAGAAUUCUGCUUGCUUACUUCCUUUUAAAAAUAUGUUUAUGUGUCAGUUUUCCAUUUCUACCAGAACAAAUUACCACAAAUUUAGUGGCUUAAAACAACAGCCCAUUUGUUCCAUGGCUUAGAGGUCUGGGCCCAGUGAGGCUCAUCUGGGUCUACUCGCGAGGCUGUAAUCAGGAUUGUCAGCUGGGCUCAACUCUUCCCUGGAGGCGCUGGAGAACAUUUUGCUUUGGAGACCAUUUGAAGAACGUCUCUGGAAGACCAUUCUGCCUACUGCAGUCCAUGAAGGGAACAGAGAGAAACUUGUCCAAGGUAGAAAUGUCUGCCCAGAGGUUAAUUUCUAACAGGACAGCCCAGCAAUCUGCGUCUAAUUCUGAUUAUACCUGGGAAUAUGAGUAUUAUGAGAUUGGACCAGUUUCCUUUGAAGGACUGAAGGCUCACAAAUGUCCCGGGCAAGGACUGGUGCAGAGGGAGGUGGUCAAUGGCCCCAACUCCAAUGCAGAGUCUUCGGAGAAGAGAUUCAGAAUGAAUAGCUUUGUGUCAGACUUUGGAAAGCCCCUGGAGCCAGAUAAGGUGUUUUCUCGACAGGGCAAUGAGGAAUCCAGGUCCUUCUUUCACUGCUACAUCAAUGAAGUGGACCACUUGGAGAAGGCCAAAGCUUGUCUCCAGACCACGGCCCUCGACAGUGAAGUUCAUCUCCAGGAAGCCAUCAGAUGCUGUGGGCAGCCAGAGGAGGAGCUGAACAGGCUCAUGAAAUUCGACAUCCCCAACUUCGUCAACACGGACCAGAACUCCUUUGGAGAAGAUGAUCUCCUGAUUUCUGAAACACCUAUUGUUCUAGAAAAUAAGCCAGUGGUCCAAACCUCACACAAAGAGUUAGACUGAGAAGCACAUUUUAUCAGGUGUCUUCCUGAAAAUGUUGGGUUUGUCAUUGAGUAGCCAGAAAUCUCUAUUCAUCGAGAUUGUGUGUGUGUUUGUGUAUGAGAGACAGAGACAGAGAGAGGCAGAAAGACAGAGAAGAGAACCCUCCGAGAAGAAAGAUGGUGAAGCUGAGUUUUCAUGCUUUUAAACAUAUUUGGAGCUUUGGGGGGAACCAAAUAUUUACACUAUCUCAUCUUCCUUGUUGAAAAACUUGGUCACAUAUUCUGCAUCAGCGUGCGUGAACGGGGUUUGAUGUGUCGUGUUUCCCGUCUGGUCCUGCCAUUGCCAUGCUCUGCCUUUAGCAAGUUACUUUGACUCUCUGGGCUGCCACCUUUUUAUCUGUAAGGUGAGGAGUCUGGAGUAGGUGAUCCAAUAAUGUGUGGACUUUUGACUUUGUAUUCACAUGAGGCUGGAAAUACCCAAAAUUAUAUAAACUAGAGGCUGCCCCCUGGUUCUUGUUAUAACAUUCCCCCAGGUCUGUACAUCUGACUCAACCCUUAAUUGAAUCCAACUUAUGUCAGGAGCUCGAGCAUCUCCCAGGGUGUCAGGAGACCUUGUCUCUCAUGGUCACUGUGGCCAAAUUUAUAGUGUUUUCAUAAAACAGCUCAAACCUGGAGACAGCCCCCACACCCCAUGCCCCAAGAUGAGUACCUUAUAUGACAAUCUCAUCCCCCAAAAUGUAUGGAAGGUUGUCAGCUGAGUAAAGGGAAGUGCCUUCUGUGUCCCUGCGUUAGUGUAACUGUGAUUGGUCACACUGCUGUGUCAUUGGCUAGAGAACAAGAAGAGUGCUAUUUGCCAGGCUGUCUGUUUGCUUGGCAGAUGUGUGGGUGAUGGUUGUGUAGCUAGUGUGUAGCUUUUGAGUUGGGAUGGUGAAUGGGUUAUAAAUACCCCAUCAACAGACAUUCCAGGUGGCUUGGUGCAACUCGAGAGUUAAUUUCACGAAGGAAUUAAAUCUGCACACUGUUUUGGAAAUGACUUUGUUUUGCCCAGUCACAUUGCAUGCAUGGCCAGCUACUAAUCUCUGGGUGGCACUUUCAAUAUGGACUUUUGUUUACCACCUGUCUUGCUUAAACUGAAAAAUAAAUACAUUUAUUGCA
This is a messenger RNA of Bubalus bubalis (water buffalo), 2588 nucleotides long. RefSeq names its product melanocortin 2 receptor accessory protein 2 (gene MRAP2). Bases 853 to 1455 code for a protein of 200 amino acids. The record is from RefSeq and is a predicted model, not a curated record. Gene Ontology annotation, biological process: protein localization to plasma membrane; regulation of adenylate cyclase-activating G protein-coupled receptor signaling pathway. NCBI's taxonomy places the organism in Eukaryota, Metazoa, Chordata, Mammalia, Artiodactyla, Bovidae. The transcript is spliced from 5 exons. Gene Ontology annotation, cellular component: endoplasmic reticulum; plasma membrane. Gene Ontology annotation, molecular function: signaling receptor regulator activity; corticotropin hormone receptor binding; type 4 melanocortin receptor binding.